Molecule: messenger RNA, 1978 nt
Organism: Sinocyclocheilus rhinocerous
Lineage: Eukaryota; Metazoa; Chordata; Actinopteri; Cypriniformes; Cyprinidae
Exons: 5
Coding region: 13-1209 (398 amino acids)
Source: RefSeq, a predicted model, not a curated record
CCCUUGUCAGUGAUGGAGGGAGAUUCAGUGACUCUAAACUCUGGUCUCACUAAAAUAACAGAUGAUGAUCAGAUUGAAUGGAUUUUUCUAUUAAUUAAUUUAGUUGAGUUCAAUAAACGUGAUGACAGAAUAACUGUAUAUGAGGAUGUUCUUGGCGGGAGAUUCAGAGACAGACUGAAGCUGGACAAACAAACUGGAUCUCUGACCAUCACUAACAUCACAACUGAACAUGCUGGAAGUUAUAGACUACGGAGAACUGGAGGAUUAUAUUCAUCAAAAAUAAUCAGCGUUUCUGUCUACACUCGUCUGCCUGUACCCGUCAUCAGCAGUACCUCUUCACAUUGUUUUUCAUCAUCAUCAUCAUGUUCACUGGUGUGUUCAGUGGUGAAUGUGAGUCAUGUGACUCUCUCCUGGUACAAAGGAAACAGUUUAUUGUCCAGCAUUAGUGCGUCUGAUCUCAGCAUCAGUCUCUCUCUACCUCUGGAGGUGGAAUAUCAGGAUAAAAACAGCUACAGCUGUGUGCUCAACAAUCCCAUCAGCAACCAGACUCAACAUCUGGACAUCAGUCAACUCUGUCCCAAAUGUUCAGGUGACUCUAAUGACAUCAUCCCCGUGAUUGUGAAGGUGGGAGAUUCAGUCACUCUGAACUCUGGUCUUACUAAAUUUAGGAACGUUGAUUUGAUUCAGUGGAAGUUUGGAAUGAAAGACACUUUAAUAGCUGAAAUGAAUAUUUUGGCCGGCAAAGUCACUGUAUAUAAUGGUCCUGAUGGAAGAUUCAGAGGCAGACUGAAUGUGGAUCAUCAAACUGGAUCUCUGACCAUCACAAACACCACAAAUGAACACAGUGGACAUUAUAGAAAAGAGAUCAACGGUGUGAUCGAGAAUAUGCUUCUCGCUACCCAAAAUGAAAUAUCAGUGAAGGAGGGGGAUUCAGUCACUCUAAACGCUGGUUUUACUCAGUUGGAUUUUUGGGAUUUUAUUCAAUGGCAUUUUGUCCUAAAUAAAGAAUUGGAAGUACUGAUCGAUUCAGUCACUCAAUAUAAAAACGCAGCUAAUGGGAGAUAUAGAAACAGACUAAAGUUGGACAAAAAAACUGGAACUCUGACCAUCAGAAACAUGACAACUGAAGAUGCUGGAUUGUAUUUACUAGAUACCUUAGAUGUGUUCAGUCUUUUCAACGUUACUGUCUACGAUUCUCUGAAGCUGUGAUCCGAUUGGUCCUCUCUGCUCUGGUGGGCGUGGCUACUGUCAUUCUUCUGGUUUAUGACAUCAGAUCCAGAAGAGCUGAACAAGAUCAAACUCAUAUUAGAAACAUGAUGUAAUUUCUCAUAUAACUAUUUCAAUCAUUUUUUAAUCUUCAUGUAUUUUAAAUGGCUUUAUAUAUUAAUCUGCUGCAUCAGCAUUCAUUCAUUGCUGGCACAUUUCAACUGUUGAUUUGUGAACAAAAGUAACAAAAUGCUCAAAAUGCGAGUGUUUGUCAUGAUAAAUACUAAUGAUUACUACUUUCUAUUUGCCUUUAUUUGUACCAUCUAAUCUUCAUAUUUGAUUGAGGGAUUUAAGCACACUUUCUUGUCUGGAGCUCCUCCUGGGUGAACAUGAACGAAUGAAAAUAAAAAGAGGUCUCUCUUUCCUCUAUUUUUAAAUCUAGUUUGAAAGGUUUUAUAUUUCCCUCAUAUAAGUCUCACAGAUCUCACUUUACAACUACUGAUUUACGUACAUCUAAUGUGGUUUGAUCUGUUGGUGGACAAACCGCUUCUGCAUUAUGGGCCGUUUACACAAAAUGCGUUUUUUCAUAACUCUGCUUUUCCGUUGUUAAAGUGUCAUGAAACCCCUCUGUUUCAGCACUGGUCUUUUACACCUUAUAUUUGAAAAAUACUCCAGAAAUGGGCAUGUAAAGCUGUGGAAAAGUGGGAGUGAAGAAGGUAGAAAACAACCAAUAAAACACUACAACCAGUGGUCAUUUUUUUUUAAACGAUUC